Populus trichocarpa (black cottonwood) is the source of this 2054-nucleotide messenger RNA. Its product is annotated as cytochrome P450 726A27. NCBI's taxonomy places the organism in Eukaryota, Viridiplantae, Streptophyta, Magnoliopsida, Malpighiales, Salicaceae. The record is from RefSeq and is a predicted model, not a curated record. The transcript is spliced from 2 exons. Gene Ontology annotation, molecular function: monooxygenase activity; heme binding; iron ion binding. Bases 341 to 1855 code for a protein of 504 amino acids.
GCCGUUAUACGAUUUAAAAAAUUAUUAGUAGGUCUUAAGCUUUAUUUAUUUUUAUGUUUUAAAAACGUUUUUAAAAGAAGAGAAAAGAUCGAUUCAUGAUGCUUCCGUACGUAUGAAAGCGGAAGAGCAAAUUCUUGUUGCUGAAUUGGAAAUUUUUGUCCCCCUUCGUCAUCAUAGAAUCCUUGACAUCUUAGCCAUGCCGCCAUGUUUCAAGUUCCCUGGAUAUUUUUAAUUGCAACUUGAGAGAGAUUAUGAUAAAAGGGCAGGAAUGAUACAUUAGCCUCCCUUACCAAUUUCACUGGCUGCAGCGUUAGCCAUUAAUCCUGUCGAUUUUCUCUUUAUGGAAUUCCCAAUCCUUCUAGCCAGCCUUCUCUUUAUCUUUGCUGUAUUGAGAUUGUGGAAGAAAUCGAAAGGCAAUGGCUCAACUCUAGCCUUACCUCCAGGACCAUGGAAAUUACCCCUCAUUGGAAACAUUCACCAGCUAGCCGGCUCUCUUCCCCAUCAUUGCCUAACAGACCUGGCCAAGAAAUAUGGACCCGUCAUGCAACUUCAAAUUGGAGAAGUCUCAACUGUCGUUGUUUCUUCAGGAGAAGCAGCAAAAGAAGUAAUGAAAACACAUGAGAUCAACUUUGUCGAGAGACCUUGCCUCCUUGUUGCAAAUAUCAUGUUUUACAAUCGCAAGAACAUUGGGUUUGCACCAUAUGGAGACUAUUGGAGACAAAUGAGGAAAGUUUGCACGUUGGAACUAUUUAGUGCAAAACGUGUAAGAUCAUUCAGAUCAGUAAGGGAAGAAGAGGUAUCCAAUUUUAUUAGAAAUAUUUAUGCGAAAGCCGGUUCGCCAAUCAACCUUAGCAAAAUGAUGCUUGACUUAUCAAACGGCGUCAUUGCAAGAACAAGCAUCGGUAAGAAAUCCAAAAACCAAGAAGCCUUCUUACCAAUCAUUGAAGAUGUGGCAGAGGCAUUGGCUGGUCUGAAUAUUGUAGAUGUGUUCCCUUCUGCUAAGUUCUUGUACAUGAUCAGUAAGCUGAGGUCUAGACUCGAAAGGUCGCAUAUAGAAGCAGAUGAGAUCCUUGAAAACAUUAUAAAUGAACGUAGAGCCAGCAAGGAAGAGAGAAAGACUGAUCAAGACAACGAAGUGGAAGUUCUUCUGGAUGUUCUUCUAAAUCUACAGAAUCAAGGAAACCUUGAAUUUCCUUUAACAACAGACAGCAUCAAAGCAAUCAUCGUGGAAAUGUUUGGUGCUGGGAGUGAAACAACAUCAACACUUUUGGAAUGGUCAAUGUCAGAAAUGUUGAAAAAUCCAAGGGUAAUGAAAAAGGCACAAGAAGAAGUGAGGCAAGUCUUUAGUGAUUCAGAGAAUGUUGAUGAAACAGGUCUUCAAAAUCUGAAAUUCUUGAAGCUGAUCAUCAAAGAAACCCUGAGACUACAUCCACCCAUUUCUUUGAUUCCAAGGGAAUGCAGCAAGACAUGCGAGAUUAAUGGAUAUGUCAUACAAGCUAAAAGUAAAGUAAUAAUCAAUGCGUGGGCUAUUGGUAGGGAUUCUAAUGAUUGGACUGAAGCAGAGAAAUUCUAUCCAGAGAGAUUCCAAGAUAGUUCAAUUGAUUACAAGGGUACAAAUUUUGAAUUUAUCCCAUUUGGUGCUGGAAAGAGGAUGUGCCCUGGCAUGCUGUUCGGUAUAGGUAAUGCUGAGCUUCUGCUUGCACGGCUGCUAUACCAUUUCGAUUGGAAACUUUCCAGUGGAGCAGCUUUAGAAGAUCUUGACAUGAAUGAGGCUUUUGGGGGAACAGUUAAGAAAAAACAUUAUCUUAACUUGAUUCCCAUUCCAUAUGGUCCUUGUCCUUUGCCUGUGGAAUGAUGAAAGUCUGUGACAGUUUCACCGAAGUGUUGGUCCCUGAAUCAAAUCUACUUGCACUAAACUACUUAGUUUUUACUUUGUGAUGUUCUUUUGAUUGUGCAAGUUAAAGUAAACUAUAGAACGUUUGCUAAAUGUGUUUCUCAUGUAUUUCCAAGAACUCGGGAAGUUUACCCUUCUGGAAAAUAAACAAUUUUCGACU